UAACCAACAUCAGAACGAUCCAUCCCAGCUCGUGAGCCCCUCACAUCAUCGCGACCAUUCACUCGGCAAAGUAACGGACAUAGUAUAUUAUUUUUGAAGUAAUCUUUGGCCGACCUCUCUGCCUUCUGUCUUCAUUCGAAAACUUUCAACACUUUUCGCAGGAACAAAUUCCAGCGUGAAGGCACGAGUGUAGUGCAAUCAUGUCUGCGUCGAACGAGACGGACAAAAUCACCUCUCCUAGUGGACCGGAGUCGCCUACUACAGCUCGACCUCUAGAGUUGGAUGAUGAUGAUGUACAGGAAUCGGGAAUCACCGGUGGCGAUGAUCCCUCCAGAGAUGCUCCUUCCAACAAACCCGCGUCGACGACUGCGGACGACGUUCCUCCUCCUCCCAAGCCCCCUCGACCUCUCACAGAGGCACAGCAGAACGUCGGUCUACUCAAAGAGGCGUUCCCUGGUAUCGACGAGGCGGUCAUCAGGGCUGUCCUCACCGCCAGUGGAGGACGCAUUGACCCCGCUUUCAAUGCUCUCUUAGAGAUGACGGAUCCAGAUGCUGUCAAGAACGAGCCGCAAGAAGAGGCCCCUCCUCCCCGCCCCCCACGCCCGGCCGCACACAUGUCACAACUCGAGGCUGACGAGCAGUACGCCCGACGGCUCGCUGAACACUGGGAUAAUGUGGGCGCAUACGAGGCACGCACUUCCAACCGCAGUAACCAAGGAAGCCGUCAGAGUCAGGGUCAGGGUCAGGGUCAGGGUCAGGGUCAGGGUCAGGGUCAGGGUCAGGGAAAAGAACACAACUUUUUUGAAGACGACCUUCCUGUGAUCCAGGAGAAAUUGCGGAAGGGUUUCCUCGAGACCCAGGGAAAGGUCAACUCGUGGAUUACAACUAUGAAGAAGCGGCUCGAUGAGGAGUUUGCGGAUGAUGAUGAUGGCUCGAACCGACCGUACCGCCCAGGCCAGGAACAAUUUCCAGGUCCUCGGCCCGCGCAGCAGUCAGGGAGACGGAGCGGGGACUACGAGCGUUACGAUGCCGACCCUCAGGUCUUGAGCGAUGACUUUGCUGGCAUGAGAUUUACGGCGGAUGGUACCCCUGUCCGAGAUCAUAGUGAUCCGGAUGUGUUCCGGCCGCCUCCACCGUCCAAGUCCCCUCGGCCGUCGGACGGACGAAAGGUCAGUUUCAGAGACGGCGUGGAAGAGAUUGACGUCUACGGGUCGUCUCCGAAGCUGUCCACAGAGGAGGCCACGGGGUCUAAGACCAAGUCGAGCAAGUGGCAGCCCUUGUCGACGGUGGACCCCAACCCGAUCAACGACAAUGAUCCGUUCAGUCUUGGCGAUAGUGAGGAUGAAAGGGAUACGAGAGACAGGGCUGGUUCAAAGGAAAUCAAGCUUGAUGAUAACGAACGGUUAAAGCAAGCGGCUGCGGAGGCUAUGGCUGAUAGCCUCGUCGAUUCGAAGCCACCACAAGCCGCGUCAGCUGAAGGGGCGGCUAAAAAGGAUUAAGAUGUGAUUGUCCACAGCUUGGACAUCGUGGGAAGCGGCAAAUUUGAGCACUGCCUUUAUUGUUGGAACACUGACUUCGUAGCCGUAU
Molecule: messenger RNA, 1587 nt
Organism: Sodiomyces alkalinus F11
Lineage: Eukaryota; Fungi; Ascomycota; Sordariomycetes; Glomerellales; Plectosphaerellaceae
Exons: 4
Coding region: 201-1499 (432 amino acids)
Biological process (GO): ubiquitin-dependent protein catabolic process
Cellular component (GO): cytoplasm
Molecular function (GO): ubiquitin conjugating enzyme binding; ubiquitin binding
Source: RefSeq, a predicted model, not a curated record